GGAACCAGCGGACUCGCCUCCUCGCUAGCUUGCCGCAGCAGUUGUGAUGUUAGCCUGUUUACUUGGACGCUCCUAGCUUGUUGCCCCUCUGCCCCGGUAAUAGCCUCCAGUUCCCCCGCAGGAAACCAUGGCCGAGCCGGCCUCGGGAUCCGCCCCGUCGCCGCAACAUGACGAGGUGGUGCAGCAGCGAGUGGCAGCUCUGGAGCAGGAGAGGGCCGAGUUCAUCAAACUCAAACAGCAGCUGGAGGCCGAGUUCAACCAGAAACGAGCCAAGAUUAAAGAUCUUUUUGUGACGAAGGAAGAGGAGUGGAAGAGGCAGACUGCGGCGCUGGAGGGUGCCCACGCUGAGCUGAGCUCCGUCCAGAUCCAGCUGAUUCAGGCCCAGUCUGAGAUCGAGAACAUCCAAACUGUGGCCACCGUGUCGGAAAACACCAAACAGGAAGCCAUCGACCAGGUCCGCGGCCAGUGGCAGGAGGAGGUGGCCUCGCUGCAGGCCAUCAUGAAAGAAACCGUGUGUGAAUACGAGGUCCAGUUCCACCAGCGCUUGGAUCAGGAGCGAGCCCAGUGGAACCAGUACCGCGAGGCGAUGGAGCGGGAAAUGGGAGACCUGAGACGCCGCCUCACGGUGGGCCAGGAGGAGGAAAACCUGGAGGAGGAAAUGAAAAAAGCCCAGGAGGACGCAGAGAAGCUGCGCUCGGUGGUGAUGCCCAUGGAGAAGGAGAUCGCAGCCCUGAAAGCCCGACUGACGACAGCCGAGGAGCGGGUGAAAGAACUGGAGGCCUCGAAGGUCAAAGAGCUCAAUCACGUUCUCGAGGCGGAGAAGUCAUGUCGCACGGACCUGGAGAUGUAUGUGGCCGUGUUGAACACGCAGAAAUCUGUCCUGCAGGAAGACGCAGAGAAACUACGGAAAGAGCUACAUGAGGUCUGCCACAAGCUGGAGUUGGAGCGGCAGCAGCACAAUCAGCUGAAGCACACGUGGCAGAGAGCCAACGACCAGUUCCUGGAGUCCCAGCGCCUCCUCAUGAGGGACAUGCAGAGGAUAGAGAACGUGCUGUCAUCGGAACAACUGCGCCAGGUGGAGGAGAUGAAGAAGAAGGACCAGGAGGAGGAUGAGAAGGAGAGGCUGAGCCAAGUGAACGAGAUGCACGAGGAGGACGGGGGAGACAACACCGAGCCUUUGGAGGACUCCUUCCUCGGGCUGAGCGUCGAGGAGCCCCACGCCAACCACAGCGCUCACGGCUCGAUGCACUCUUUAGAUACUGACGUGGUGUUGGGGGGCACCAUGGACCCCUACAAAGAAAACCUGCGGAGAGUUCAGUCGACGGACAGCCUCGGCUCCUCGCUGUCUGCCCAGCAGGGCCUCGGAGGCCAGAACCACAAGGCCAAGUCGGCCAGCCACUUGGAAGAAUCGGACUUUGGGCCCCUGGUGGGGGCCGACUGCAGCGUGACAGACAGUAGUUUCGGGGAAACUUUGUCCAUCAGCUCGAUCAAGCUGACGUCGAGCCACUUCCUGCUGACAAAAGACCAGGAGAAGGCCAUCAAAGCCAUGACGCCCGAGCAGGAGGAGACGGCGUCGCUGCUGUCGAGCAUCUCCCACACGGCCAACAACGCCUACUUACCGCCUGUAGGCUACCGACUGGUCAGCGACAGCGAGUGGAACCUGCUGCAGCAAGAGGUGAAAAACGCCGGCAGGAAGCUCGGCCGACGUUGUGACAUGUGCUCCAACUACGAGAAGCAGCUGCAGGCCAUCCAGGGACAAGAGGCCGAGACACGAGACCAGGUGAAGAAACUGCAGGUGAUGCUGCGUCAGGCCAACGAUCAGCUGGAGAGGACGAUGACGGAGAAACAGGCUUUGGAAGAUUCAGUGAAAUCAGGCAACGAGGAAACGGCUGCUAAGGUUUCCGCCCUGGUGCAGAGAGUCCAGGAGUCGGAGGCGUUGCUCGGCACACUACAACAAGCCUUCAGUGACGCUAAGAGGAACACACAGGAGCAGAUGGCGGUGCUGGUGAAGUCGAGGGAGCAGGUGGCGGACGAACUGAGUCGACUACAGAGAGACAACGAGAGUCUGCAGGGAAAACACAGGCUGCACGUAGAGCUCCAGCAACAGGAAGACUUCCAGAUGCCCAAUACUGUGCAAGAGCUACAAGGGAUGGUGCUGCGGUUGCGCGAGGACACGGUGGCGCUGCGGACGUCGGCCGAUCACAUGGAGGAGAAGCUGAAAGCGGAGAUCCUGUUUCUGAAGGAGCAGAUCCAGGCAGAGCAGUGUCUGAAGGAGAACCUGGAGGACACGCUGCAGCUGGAGAUCGAGGGUUGUAAGGAGGAGAUAGACAUCUUGGAAGCUUCUUUCUCCAGUUUGAAGACGGAGCUGGAGCGAAUAAAAGCCGAGAAGGAACAGUUGGAGAGAAGUUUAGCAGAGAAGACCGAGACACUGGAAAACCUCCAGGCCCUGAGGAUCAGCCUGGAGCGGAGACUCAAAGAGCUGAACACUGCAAAGGGUGCACUGGAGCGUCAGGCCCUCGACGAGAAAGACAAAGCUCAGCGGCUGCAGACGGAGCUGGACGUCAGUGAACAGGUUCAGAAGGACUUUGUCAAACUCUCUCAGACUCUUCAGGUACAGAUGGAGCGAAUACGACAGGCGGAGUCCUUGGACCGAAUCCGAGUCAUCCUCAACGACACCAACUUGACUGACAUCAACCAGCUUCCAGACACAUGAUACCACUGAAUGAAAACUGCCCUCAGCUUCAUCCCCCUCCUUUUUCUUCAUCACUGGCCCAAUAACAUUAUUGAUCUGACGCCUCCUUCCUCCCGCCCAUACGCCGCCCGCCCCCCCCCCGUGGACGAGUUUGGAAGGACAAGGACGGACACAGCAUGAGGAGCUCAUGGCCUUUUUGUGUAACUUAUAAAAUCAUGGAACACACCAAGGAUAGAAUUAUGAAGAAGAACACUACUAAAAAAAAAUGUAAAUAACUAAAUGUGUGACUGUGGACGGGGGGGGGGAGGAAGUCCAUCGUCAUGUGGGUCUGUCUGUGUCUCGUUUCUACUGUAGAUAUGACUUGUCUAUAUUAGGCUCAACCAAAAAGGUUUGUCGUCCUCUAAAGCACUUUUCAUCUGCGACUUCUUUUUCCAGGUAAAUAGAAAAAAACAAUUGGAUGCGUAAACUCUUCUCCUCCUGUUCUCGAAGCGGUUUGAUAAUCGCUUCCUCGUUUCACUCGCUUGUUCUUUUUUCCGACGUCUUUUUUUUUUUGUUUUAUUUUCCUGAAGCAUUUUCCACCUUGUUCUGGUCAUUUCACCCUUUGCAAAAAAAAAAAAAAACACAAUGAAGGAUGGAAAAUACUUGCACGUAACUUAAAUAGGAUUGAAAAAAAAAAAACAAGGAACAUAACACAAAGUGAGCAAUACCAUGAAUUUCUCUAUCAUCCUCCACUGUGUCUUGUUUUGCUCUAUAAAGCUGCUGAAAUAACAACAUAACGAUUUAACCCAGUUGGUUAAAUGAAGAGAUCAGAAGAAUCAGGUGUCAACAUUCAAAUGUUUAAUGAAAGAAACAGAUUUUAAUACACUCUUAAUUAUGAUGAUUAAAUUAUUCAUAGAUUUUUUUUUUUUUUUUAAACUGAGUUUGUUCUAAGUUUAAUCAUGAAAUUCAAAUGAAAGAAAUGAAGAUCACGCUGUAACAACGCUGAGCUGACACGAGGCGUUUCUGUGUCGCUCAAGGACACUUCGGGAUGGGGGGGGAGGGGAGGGUUUAGAGACUGACGUUUCAUAUGUACAAGAUCUCUAUUGAUGUUUUUGGACAUGAACUUUGUCUUUCACAUAUGAAGAAGGCAGCAGGAGAUUGUGCGGCUCAGACAACAGGAAAAUGUCAGGAACAUUGUUUACAGAACAUCGACAGUGGCUUCGGCCAUUAUCCCCAAAAUAAACCUUGACUUGUCCUCGUCUUUCCAAAUUCACGUCUUCUACGUGUUUGACGCUCCUUUUUCAGUUUGGAAACAUCAACACGUGCACUCGCUCGCUGUGAAUGUUCCGGACGUUUUCCUGUUGUCUUGUCACAUGGACGUGCUGUUGUCUCAACCUGAUAAACUACAAGGAGAAUAGACCGGAGUUCAAAUCGUAUCCACUAUCUCAACUUUCACCACCGUAGCCAACCGCUGCGUGAAAGUGGUGGAAGUGUGCGACUUGCUGCUUUUCGGAAAAGUUACAAAAAAUUGUACUCAACUGACACAGAUUAACAGGAAGUUUGAAAAAUCUGUUUGAUGACCAGGACUUUGUUUAGAAACCUGAUUUAAAACUGACACCAGUGCAGCUCCUUCUUUCAUAACCCGUGUUCAAUUCAAGCAGUUUGAGUAAUUGUAGCAUCUAAAGCUCGGCAAGGCCGGAACACACAGGUGGUUUUCAUUAAGCAGCUGCACUGGGACCUUUGAGGUGUAAAACUGAGCUGCACAUUCCCUCAAAAACCCUUUUUCAAAUAGAAUAAAUAAAUGUUUGAAUAUUGAUACGAGUCGGGAGGAUGUGGCUUCGUGUUAAAAUGGUUCAUUAUCAGCUGCCACAUUUCAGUCUCCGGGCUUUUCUGUCAAAACGAGCUCAGAAAAAACAUAUUGAGUUCUAAUCGAUUAAGAAAAUCAGACUACUGAGAGGAAAAACAACUCUGGAGAUGUUUCCCCUCCAACUGUUGUGAAACUCUGUACUUUCCUUGUGUGCAUUCGGAGAACAAACAUGAUUGUUGGGAAUUAAUUCUUUCCAAACUUCCAUGUAAGUGAGCCAUUCCCCAGGAGCCGGCAGUCACGGAGUGCUUUGAAUAAAGAUGGCGACUCAGUUGCCCGGCUCUCAUUCUGACACACCAGGCGGCAAAACACGGAUUUAUGGAAAGAAAAAAGAAAAAUAUGAGGCUGAAUGAAUUUUGCAAACAGCUGCGUUGUUUGGUUCAAGGACAUGAUCUCUGGAUUUUUUUGUUUUUUGUUUGUUUACUUGCAUGUAUUACAUUUCCCUCUGUUGCAUAUGUCAAUACUGUAGAUAUCUGGAGUUGAUAUUUAUGAUAGAUUCAUGCAAUGUGUUAUGAAAUGUGUGGAUGUGUGGGCGAGCGAGCCUGACUUGCACUGAGAGAACCCUGUAUGUUUUCGGCUUGUGUGGUUGUGGGCUGAUGGGACGAGUUCAGCCUCGUCAUGAAAACUGGUGAACUGAACCUACAGAGUAUAAAUUUUAACCGUGUGAAGUCUGCACAUUUAUUUUUCUCCGAUGGCCUUAUUGCAUUGGCUUGGUGUGUUUUAAUUUUAUUUGUGACAUUUGAUGUCUCUUUUAAUUUAAUGUCCGUGACAAAAACGUUUUUCUUUCGUGGCCCAUAUGGCAUUAAUGUGACGGUUCCUAAUCCGGAGAGUCUUACCACACAUUUACUAAUUCACUGUGGUCAUGAUUAAAAGUAGAUUUUUAUCGAUUAAUUUCUGAUCUAACAUCGCUGGACAUCUGCAGACUGUAUCCUCGAUUCCCUGAAAAAUGAUUAGAGAUGUGAAACCGUUUGAGUUUGUGGUCGGAGACGUACAGUGUGAGGUCUGAACGCUCACACUGUACCACCGCUACUUGGUUUUUAGCAUAAAUACAAAUUCAAAACAAAUAAAGCACAUUUGAAGCCCAGGUUUGUUUGUGUCUGACAAGGACGACGUGUGGAAGAUGUGCUUUUUUUGGACAUUUUUGUAACCGAUGUUUACUGAGAAUACAACUGUUUCACUAUAGUCUUUAUAGUGUAUACAUAAAAGUACACUCAGAAUAUAUCUAAAGCUGUAAUAUACCGUCACUUCUUGCAUCAUACCCAUUGACAAUAAAUGAAUUAAAGAAG
Hippoglossus stenolepis (Pacific halibut) is the source of this 5821-nucleotide messenger RNA. It is a transcript of the gene rabep1, whose product is annotated as rabaptin, RAB GTPase binding effector protein 1. Gene Ontology annotation, biological process: endocytosis. NCBI's taxonomy places the organism in Eukaryota, Metazoa, Chordata, Actinopteri, Pleuronectiformes, Pleuronectidae. The record is from RefSeq and is a predicted model, not a curated record. Bases 128 to 2713 code for a protein of 861 amino acids. The transcript is spliced from 19 exons. Gene Ontology annotation, cellular component: intracellular membrane-bounded organelle. Gene Ontology annotation, molecular function: GTPase activator activity; growth factor activity.